CUCUCUCUCUCUUUGAACUUGGAAAGCUACGGAUAUAACGGAAAAGUCAAUCAUAAGAUUUACUUUCAGAUGGCAGAGUCACAGAAGGGGACGCCAUCUACUAAACCAAAAGAGAAAAGUUCACUGCUAGAUGAGGAAAUUGGAAAGGAGUUUCUCAGUUCCUGGAAAUCAAUGUCAGUGACAGAAGACGAUGCUAUGGAUUUUAGCUUUGAAGCAGUAUCCAAAGGCCAGAAAAAGAAGUUCAACUUUGAGAAAUUGGACAUGGAUUUCAAUCUGGAUGGUGAUUUUGACAAGUUGUCAUCAUUCAAAGUGGACAUGUCAGACCUUGAUUUCUUAUCCUCACCCAGAAACACUGCAAAACCCAAGGAAAGAUGUGAAGAAGAAUCUUCCAGUGGAAAUCGUCAACAAAAACAAGAUCGCUUUAAUUUCUCUUUUGAUUUUAAUGUGUUGGAUAGUUUCAGUUUUGAGUCGAGCUUAACGAAAGAGGAUAAGAAUUCUAACACCUCAGAUAGCAAAGGAGUUACUCCAGAGCUAAGUCAGUGUCAAGGUUCUAAAUUAAACCUGACUGAAGGUAAUGCUGGGUGUGAUGAUUGCUUAGACAAGAAACUUCAAGCAUGCAAGAGUGCAGGCAUGUCAGAAGUUGAGAAUUUGAUAGGUGGUCAAGGGGAUCUUAAUUUCAUUAAUGAUGGUUCUACUUCAAAAUCUGCAACCUCUGAAAAUUUGGUUGGGUCACAUGGGGGAGGAACUUCUUCAAGGAAAGCAAUAAUUAUGAGUGUAGGAGAAACUGAUCAACAAAAAAGUGUACCUGAGAACUUAAUAUUUGCAGGACCAGAUGCUCAGCAACUUAAACCUGAUUUACCUGUCCAACCUAUGCAUGCAAGUGAUUCAAAUCGAGAUACUGUUUCAGAUGUUUCAGAAGCAGAGGCAACAAUUUGUUCUCUGGCUACAAAAGAAAAAAAUGCUUCAAGCAGAGAGCAGAUUGAUGUUGACAAAGUGACGUCUAUUGUGGGAUCUGAUCAUGAAAACUCACCAAGGAAGAAUUCACCUCCAGUGCACAUCACUGGAUCAGAUAGCAAUGAUGGUGAAAGGAAUAAGUCAGGUGGCAAUGCACCAUUCAAACAUACGAAUGACACUGAACCAGCUGAACCAGUUGAAGGUGAUUUAGAUAUUAAAGAUACGUCCACCAAAAAUGCCUCAAGAAAGGCGGCAUAUGACACCAAGGGCAUUAUGGAGAGCCAGAGGUCAACUUCCAAGCUUCCUUUGGCCCCAUUAGGCAGGGAACAUGUAGCUGAUACAAGGCCACUGGCGAAAGAAAACGGAGGUAUACACUCAAUGUUUAAUACAAGGAAAGAGGAAACUGGAUCUCCAUUGCAUCAGACACCUAGGAUGGGGUUUCCCUCAUUCGGCAGCAAAAGAGUAGGGGCCAUGCAUCUAAGUCCUGCCAGUGAUAAAGGGGAGGGAUUCAAUAUAAAUGAUGCACAGAAUGAAUGCAAAUCGGUUAGUUCUACAAUUUCAGUUGCUAAAGAAUUUACAAAAGGCCAACCGUUUUUUCAGAGAAGUGAAAAGAACAAUAAAAAUCUUGGUAAAAUCAGGGGAGGCUUAGAUUCUGAUAAUGUACCAAAUGGGAGCAACCUGAUUGAGAAUUCGCAGCCACAUGAUAAAGAAGUAACAAAAGGUGAACUUGUUUUGUUCGGAAGUGGAAAGAAUGCUAAAGAUCAUCAGACUUCGAGGGGAGGCUUAGAUUCUGAUAAUAUGCCAAAUGGGAGCAAGCUGAUUGAGAAUUCGCAGUCACGUGAUAAAGAAGUAACAAAAGGUGAACUUGUUUUGUUAGGAAGUGAAAGGAAUGUUAAAUAUCAUCAGACUUCAAGCUUAACUGAAAAGACAACUGGAUGCAGUGCCCAGACUCGUGUAAAUCCUAAACUUAUGCUUUUGAGCAUCGAAUCCUUGCGGAACUCGGAGAUCAUUCCUGCUGAAAGGAAUAAACUUUGCCUGAUAAAUGCUGGCAAGAAGACACCUGAUCUCUCUAGCAUGAGAACAGCUAGGACUAUCGGGGCAAGCAAAGCUCUAUCAAAUUCUAUAUGUCAGACAGUUGAUUCUUCGGGAAAGUUCGCGCAAAACGUUGGAGUAGAGGGAAAUACAACAUCGAAGAUUGUGCAUCUUGUUGGCAGUGAUGAGAAACAAAUGUCUCAAGCCCUGUCCUUGAAGCGGAAAAAGUUCGAGGCAUCAAAUGCAGAUUCAGAGUCCUUAAAGUCUCUGAAACGCCUCUCUGAGUCACCUAGUGAAAGCAGCAAUUUAAAAGUACCUUCGGAAAGAGUUCUUGAAGAGCAGGUUUGCAUUCGUGGGAUUCGGACAGAGAGUAAUGCCAAGCACAUUACUGAUGACCAGCCAACCUCUGGACUUGAAAGUCCUCGAGAGGUAAACAUGAUGGAACUGGAAAUUCCUUUAGUUAUGGAGACGGAUGGAAAUGUCGAGAAGGCUGAGGCAUAUACAAAAGAGCUUGAUGAUAUUUGCAACAUGCUGAAAAAGAAGCAUGAGGAAGCCAAGGAAAUAUUAGUUCGAGCUAUAGUCAACAACAAUAAUUUGCUGAUGCUAAACCAUCCCAUCUAUGAAGAGAAGAUCCGUAAGAUUCAGAAUUUUGCUGCUAAACUGUUGCCCAAGGAGCUUCGAACAUGAUCAGUAGGAGCAACAGUUUUCCUAUCAAGGCCUGCAAAUAUGAUGCAUGCGUCACCUUCAGAAAUGGUGGGGAAGACUGAAGAGAAUGGGUUGAGCACUUGUGAGAUAAGAUUGCAAGCAGGAUAGCAUUGCUGGCCGGCCACGUAAGUAUUGAACGUGGAAGUUUAGCAGCACAAAACAUAUAUUGGAUAAGAGUUGUGCUUUCGGUAGAAGCCAAUGGCUGGGACUCCAGCUGGGGAAGAAUGAUAAAAUUACAAAGGAAGUGAUGCAUGUUGACAUGACAAAUCACUUGGUGGACUGGGGUUGAAUACAUUAAAGAAAAUGGGGAAUUUGACAGAAAUUUUUAAUUGGAUUUUAAGAUUUGUGGCACUAUCUCGUUUUUAUAUGAUUAGUUGGUAGUGGUCAUGGUACAGAAAAAUAUGCGAGGAAGGUUUUUUUACAACAAACCUUAAAAACUUCGAAUUGUGCCUUGGCAGGUAGUUCUUCUACUCCAGCCACUUGGACUUAUAUAUGUGA
This is a messenger RNA of Corylus avellana, 3189 nucleotides long. The record is from RefSeq and is a predicted model, not a curated record. Lineage: Eukaryota; Viridiplantae; Streptophyta; Magnoliopsida; Fagales; Betulaceae.